Molecule: messenger RNA, 779 nt
Organism: Abrus precatorius (Indian licorice)
Lineage: Eukaryota; Viridiplantae; Streptophyta; Magnoliopsida; Fabales; Fabaceae
Exons: 2
Coding region: 81-779 (232 amino acids)
Source: RefSeq, a predicted model, not a curated record
GAGUGACACUAAUUUCAAUUAAACAGAAAUUGCUUUUACAUAGGAGAGUGAAGAAAAAGAAGAGCAAGCUCAACACAGAGAUGGAAUGGAGGAAGUGCUACUUGGAUGUGAUAUUGGUUCCCUUUGGAUUUCUUAUAAGCAUUGGUUAUCAUUUCUGGCUGUGGCAUAAGGUUCGAACUCAGCCACACACAACCAUCAUUGGCAUCAAUGCUAGUGGCCGUAGAAAUUGGGUUAAUGCCAUGAUGAAGGACAACGACAAGAAAAACAUCCUGGCCGUUCAAUCACUAAGGAACACAAUCAUGGGUGCCACCCUAAUGGCCACAACUUCCAUUCUACUUUGCUCAGGUCUAGCAGCAGUCAUAAGCAGCACCUACAGUGUAAAGAAACCCCUAAACGACGUAGUGUAUGGGGCACAUGGGGAGUUCAUGGUGGCACUAAAAUAUGUGACACUCCUCACAAUUUUCCUCUUCUCAUUCUUUUGCCACUCACUUUCCAUAAGGUUCAUAAACCAAGUUAACAUUCUAAUCAACACCCCUCAAGACCCCAUGUCACUUGUGACCCCAUCAUACAUAAGUGAAAUCUUAGAGAAAGGUUUCAUUCUGAACACUGUUGGAAACAGGCUCUUCUAUGCUGGACUUCCUCUUUUGCUUUGGAUCUUUGGGCCUGUUUUGGUGUUCCUUUGCUCUCUCACUAUGGUCCCAGUGCUUUACAACCUUGACUUUGUGUUCACUAGUCCCAAGGGAAAGGUCGACGUGAAUCAAAACAGAGAUUUUGUAUGA